UGCAAAUCUUGUUCAGUAAGACCCUUUAGAUAACUAUGUUGGGAGAAUUGAACCAGAUUUUGACCGGAGAAGAUGAGAGUUAUGUGAUUGAACUCUGGCUUGUAACAGUUCUAUUUAUCUGGAUGUUUGCGAAGUUAUGGAUUGUAGAUGUUAACAAGAACCCUGAACUAGAGGAUGUAAGAGAGGAGAAGCCUGGUGCAGUAUCCGACCAGACCAGGCCAACUUAUCGCACUGGUAUCCCUGGGAUCGUUCCACUCCGUUGUGAUCCUGAAAGAUGUAAAUCGCAAAAUUCUGUAAUCUCACAAAAUUCAUCGGGUGUUGUGAAGAAGAAGCAAGGAGAAUUUACUCCUCCAAUACCAGCACCCUAUCCACCCAGCUACAACCAUAAGAGUAACCAAGGGGUGAAGAGAAGGUUGUGUGAACUAGCAAAAAGUGCUCCGAGGCACAGCAACUAUAUCCAGUUGUUCCUGGAACUCUUCUCCGGGUACAAGAUAGAUAUCAAUGAACCUCUUCUCCUCAAUGGUAUGACAAUAUUCCACUGCUGUUGCUUGUCUGUAAGCUACAAGCUGAUGGUUUCUGUUAUUCAUCUCGCUGACAUAUCCAUCCUCACAUACCACAA
Eurytemora carolleeae is the source of this 619-nucleotide messenger RNA. RefSeq lists its product as uncharacterized. NCBI's taxonomy places the organism in Eukaryota, Metazoa, Arthropoda, Copepoda, Calanoida, Temoridae. The transcript is spliced from 3 exons. The record is from RefSeq and is a predicted model, not a curated record. The annotation marks the transcript as partial.